AUAAAUAAAGCCCUGUCGCCCGCUACAACAAGCUCUUCGAAGAGAAGCCAUAGCCAUGGCGAAGCCUCGCAAGCCGAAGACCGACGACAACACGAAGCCCGAGAAUUCCAAUUCUCGAGCCGUGGUUCGUCACCAAAAGCUCUGCCUUUCUAUCGAUAUCGACAAGCGACGGAUUUACGGUUACACCGAGUUGGAAAUUGCUGUUCCGGAUAUUGGGAUUGUUGGGUUACAUGCUGAAAAUUUAGUGAUCGAGAGUGUGUCUGUUGAUGGAGAGCCUACUGAAUUUGAAUUUUACCCACAUCAUCAACAUACUGAAAGUGAGAAAAGAUGGAGCUCGGUCUUAUCGGCUAGUUCAGCUGCUGACGUUGCAAGUUCGAUGUAUGUUUCAGCUCUUGAGAGAGAAUUGGUUCCAAACUUACUGAUCAUGUGUUGUAAACCUGAAAAGUCAGCCAGUGAACAGCAAGGUCAACAGAGUUUGGAGAAUGGGUUGCAUUCCUCUGGUGAACCCAAGCAGAAUGUGAAAUUGGUUCGUGUUGACUAUUGGGUGGAGAGGGCAGAGACAGGGAUUCAUUUUGAGGAUAAUGUGCUACACACUGAUAACCAGAUUAGGCGUGCACGCUGUUGGUUCCCUUGUAUGGAUGAUACUUCACAGUGUUGCUGCUAUGAUCUGGAAUUUACAGUGGCCCAUAAUCUUGUGGCUGUCAGCACUGGAAGCUUACUUUAUCAGGUGUUAAGCAAAGAUGACCCUCCUAGAAAAACAUAUGUCUAUAAGUUAAAUGUUCCAGUUACUGCAAGGUGGAUACAAUUGGCAGUUGCACCCUUUGAAGUACUUCCUGACCGCCAUAGUGGUCUUCUUUCAUACCUGUGUUUGCCAGCUAAUUUACCCAAGCUUUGGAAUACUGUGGGUUUCUUCCAUAGUGCAUUUAGCCAUUAUGAGGAUUAUCUUUCUGCAUCAUUUCCAUUUGGGUCAUACAAGCAAGUCUUUAUUGCUCCUGAAAUGGCAAUAUCCUCAUUGACAUUGGGAGCCUCCAUGAGCAUCUUUAGUUCUCAAAUUCUAUUUGAUGAGAAGGUUAUUGAUCAGCAGACUAUAGAUACGAGGAUUAAACUUGCUUAUGCCCUUGCAAGGCAAUGGUUUGGAGUAUUUAUCAGUCCUGAGGCACCAAAUGAUGAGUGGUUGUUGGAUGGUCUUGCUGGUUUUCUGACUGAUUCAUUUGUUAAGCGAUUUCUGGGAAAUAAUGAGGCACGCUACCGGAGAUACAAGGCAAAUUGUGCUGUUUGCAAAGCAGAUGAUAGUGGCGCAACUGCUUUGAGCUCUUCUGCUUCUUGUAAGGAUUUAUAUGGAACCCAGUGCAUUGGCUUAUAUGGAAAAAUAAGAUCAUGGAAGUCUGUUGCAAUCCUUCAAAUGUUGGAAAAACAGAUGGGCCCCGAGUCCUUCCGUAAGAUUUUGCAGACUAUAGUUUUUCGGGCUCAAGAUACAACUCGUUCUUUGAGAACUCUUAGUACGAAGGAGUUCCGACAUUUUGCCAAUAAGGUUGGAAAUCUUGAGCGCCCAUUUCUUAAAGAAUUUUUUCCUCGCUGGGUAGGAUCUUGUGGGUGUCCUGUACUAAGGGCGGGUUUAUCCUAUAACAAGCGAAAAAAUUUGGUUGAACUGGCGGUAUUACGGGGAUGCACUGCCGCACCAGAUACAAAUACAAUGGUUCUUAAUGGCAAUAUUGAUUCUGAAAAUCGAGAAGUUGAUAUUGGAUGGCCAGGAAUGAUGAGCAUCAGGGUUCAUGAGCUUGAUGGUAUGUAUGACCAUCCAAUUUUGCCAAUGGCUGGAGAAACUUGGCAACUUCUUGAAAUUCAGUGCCAUUCAAAACUUGCUGCUAGACGCUUCCAGAAGCCUAAAAAGGGGUCAAAACCUGAUGGCUCCGAUGAUAAUGGUGAUGUACCUGCUGUGGAUAUGCGCUCCAACACUGAAUCCCCUUUGUUAUGGCUUAGGGUAGACCCUGAACUGGAGUAUCUUGCUGAAAUUCAUUUUAAUCAACCUGCACAGAUGUGGAUUAAUCAAUUAGAGAGGGACAAGGAUGUUGUUGCUCAGGCACAAGCAAUUGCAACACUGGAGGCAUUGCCUCAGCUUUCAUUUUCUGUUGUUAAUGCUCUGAAUAAUUUCCUCAGCGAUUCGAAGGCCUUUUGGAGAGUCCGAAUUGAGGCAGCAUUUGCAUUGGCUAAUACAGCAUCCGAGGAAACUGAUUGGGCUGGUUUACUACAUCUGGUUAAAUUUUAUAAAAGUCGGAGAUUCGAUGCAAACAUUGGACUCCCCAAGCCAAAUGACUUUCAUGACUUUCCUGAGUAUUUUGUUCUUGAGGCCAUUCCGCAUGCAAUAGCUAUGGUUAGAGCCGCAGAUAAGAAAAGCCCAAGAGAAGCUGUUGAGUUUGUUUUACAACUUCUGAAGUAUAACGAUAAUAAUGGGAAUCCUUACUCUGAUGUAUUCUGGCUUGCUGCACUAGUGCAGUCAGUUGGGGAACUUGAAUUUGGGCAACAGAGUAUUCUCUUUUUAUCAUCUCUUCUCAAGCGCAUCGAUCGGCUUUUGCAAUUUGACAGGCUGAUGCCAAGUUACAAUGGGAUAUUGACAAUCAGCUGCAUCCGAACCUUGACACAGAUUGGGUUGAAGCUUUCUGGAUUUAUCCCUCUUGAUCGUGUCAUUGAACUUGUUAAACCAUUUCGGGACUUCCAGGCAAUAUGGCAAGUCCGAAUUGAAGCAAGCAGAGCACUCCUAGGUCUAGAAUUCCAUUUCAAGGGCAUUGAUGCAGCAUUAUCCUUAUUCAUUAAAUAUGUAGAGGAAGAACCAUCCAUAAGAGGACAAGUAAAGCUCGGAGUGCAUGCCAUGCGGUUAUGUCAGAUAAAAGGUGGAUCUGAAUCUGACAAUGACAUAAAGAGUUCAACUCUUGUGGCAUUGCUUCGUCUACUUGAAAGCCGUAUAGCAUUCAACAAUGUCUUCCUUCGGCACCACUUGUUCUGCAUUUUACGAAUCCUUGCUGGAAGGCUCCCAACACUUUAUGGAGUUCCAAGAGAUCAAAUCCUGCAAAUGGACCUGGCAGAGAUCUGUAGUGAACAGAAGAAUGGUUUUGUCACUAUCGUUAAGGAGACUAAGUCCCUGGAGCCUCCCGUGGACACCCCAAAUGUCUCUCAUGAUGGUUUGGCCCUUCCAGAAGCUUCUAGGGAAGCUGAUACUGUUUCCAACAGCCAUGAACGGAAAAUGCCAGUAGUCAAGAUCAGGGUUAGACAAUCUGCUGCAUCCAGUAGAGCAGAGGAGGCUGAUAAUCCAACUGUUGAUAAAUCUCAAGGUGGCCAUAAUGAAACAGAUCGUGGUGGCAGCAGUUCCAUAUCCGUCGAUGCACCACAAAGGAAUUUCACUGAAGCUGUGAGCAUCAGCAAUCAAAAUCUUGAGGAAGUCAACUCAUGUCAUGAUCGCGGCUCUCGGAUGACUGCUAGCAUUGGCAGUGCCAAACUAGCAAGUGAUGGUGAUGAAGUGGGAAAGGAGCUCCAGUGCACUGCUGAUUCAGGCAAAAUCUCAGUGCUCCCCCAGUCAGACGAGGGUCCAUUGUUCAGUGGCAUCCAAGACAUCCAAGGAGGCAGCAUCCAAGACAACAUUGUAGAUGUCGAUGCACAAAUAUGCGAGUCUUCAAACCCUCUCAGUCAUGAGACAUGAAGUUGAAGGUGGUACGGUGGCAGCAGUAAAACCUCAGUCGCAUGGGAAAGCAAAAGAGAAGAAGGAGAAAGAGAAAAAAAGGAAGCGGGAAGAUCCAGAGUAUCUGGAACGGAAGCGGUUGAAAAAGGAGAAGAAACAUAAGGAAAAAGAGAUGGCUCAACUACUGAGUGGUGAGGCAAAGCAGAAGGAAAAGGAGAUGUCAGAGCUGCUGAGCGGUGAGGCAAAGCGAAAGGAAAAGGAGAUGACAGAGCUGCUGAGUGGUGAUGCAAAGGCAUCAUCAGUCGAGCUUGGGGUUAAGAAAGUUGAAUCUGGAAUUAAGUUGGCAACUGUACAAUAUAAAGCGAGCGAAUCCAGUGUAUCGAAAAUAGUGACGACGAAGGUGGAGGCAUCAGAAGGUAGUUCUGCUCCAAAAUUUCGAAUUAAAAUUAAAAAUCGAUCAAAGUGAAUGAGUUCUUCCUUUUCCUUUGGAGUAGUUGUUUUCCUGUUUGUUCAUCUCCGGCAAUGUGUAGACGUAGAGCUCUACAGUGAGAGUGCUUGUGUUGACACUGAAGUUAUCAAUGGAAAUGCCAUUUUCUUA
This is a messenger RNA of Vitis riparia (riverbank grape), 4268 nucleotides long. RefSeq names its product transcription initiation factor TFIID subunit 2. Bases 56 to 3691 code for a protein of 1211 amino acids. Gene Ontology annotation, biological process: transcription initiation at RNA polymerase II promoter. Gene Ontology annotation, cellular component: transcription factor TFIID complex. Gene Ontology annotation, molecular function: zinc ion binding; transcription cis-regulatory region binding; chromatin binding. The record is from RefSeq and is a predicted model, not a curated record. NCBI's taxonomy places the organism in Eukaryota, Viridiplantae, Streptophyta, Magnoliopsida, Vitales, Vitaceae. The transcript has 25 exons.